Molecule: messenger RNA, 363 nt
Organism: Parnassius apollo (apollo)
Lineage: Eukaryota; Metazoa; Arthropoda; Insecta; Lepidoptera; Papilionidae
Source: the annotation of a GenBank genome assembly
AUGGAAAAAAAGCAUAGUGCGCAAAGGGCCGCUGCUGGAGGUCACCAAGGCGCAUCUGGAGCUGGCGCCAGACGCGACAGCGCGCAGGCCGCCAGCCGAAUGCGGAGUGCUGCAAGACCACCUAGCAGCCCCCCGCAUCCAUCAUCCCCACCAGAAGGCUUGAUGUCGGCUGGGUCUUCUCGGACUCAGCAAGCAGCAUCCGACGCUGGUGGAGCACUUCGCAUGCGUUGGUCACAAUUAAUGAACACAAACGCACUGCGGGCGUACUUUAGGGCAAAAGGGGGAAGAAACUGGAUGUUUGGCGUAUCGGGCUCGGAUGCAUCGCUUUUUUGCAGAGCUGGAACCAUCUCUAUCCGUCACUGA